CCGACGCUCCCGACGGGCCCGACAGCGGAGGAUUUGGGAACUACGGGAGAGUUGACGAGUGUUGAGAAUGUCGUCGUUGCUGCUGUACACAGUCGACGUCGUCUCGUAGGCUCAGCUGCUUUGCGAUGCUGCUGAACAUAAACGAAUUGUGUGUUUGGUGUAUUUAGCCGGUCAACGUAUGCCACGCCUUGUCGAGGGCGCUGCUUCCAGCAUGGACGCCUCGGCGUCCGACGUGUCCGGCCGUCUCUCAAAACGAACCUCCGUCGCUUCUAGUAGGGUGCCCGAAACCGAUCUUGUGCCACUGAACUUCAGUCAUACUUCGAGAGGCAUUAAAAAUGAAUUGUUACUCCAUGAGGCUGCAAUCAAGAAUGAUGUUGCAACACUUAAGCACCUUAUUGAAUCGAAAGUGGAUGCCAACGCAAGAACACAUAUGGAGAGGGUACCACUGCAUUGGGCUGCAGCUCAUGGCCACCUUGACGCGAUGGCUGUCCUCAUCCAGGCAAAAUGUGAUGUGGAGGUGACAGACAAGUAUGGGAUGCGACCACUGCUGAUGGCGGCGUGGUUUGGACAUUGCGGUGCUGUUCAGCUACUCGUUGAAAGCGGGGCCAGUUGCCGAGCAGUUAACCGUCAAGGUCAAACUGCACUGCAUUGUGCUGCACAGAAUAAUCAUCAUGAAGUCAUUGCAUUCAUGUUGGACUCUACAGAGACCAUCAAAGUCAGCGCCAUUGACAAGAAUGGUCAAACUGCUCUGCAUAUUGCGGCUAUCAACAACUGCAUGGAAAUUGUAGAGAAACUGCUACAGUACAAAGCUGACCCCAACAUCAAGGACAAGUCUGGGUGCACGGCACUUCACCAUGCUGCACAGCGAGGGCAUCAUCUUGUGAUGAAACGACUGCUGCAAAGUAAUAAGAUGGACAUGGAUGACCCAAACUAUGAGAGGAGCACACCUUUGCACUUAGCAGCACAGAAUGGCCAUCAGGCAGCUGUGCAGAUCCUUUUAGAACAUGGCUGUGAUGCUUCUAUCACUGAUGCUAAAGCCCGAACUGCACUUCACAUUGCAGCUUCAUUGGGACACCUUGAUGUGGUAGAAACAUUGCUGCAGUUCAAAGCUUCACUCACAGUCAAAGAUAAGCAUGGUAACAUGCCUUUGCACCUAGCCGUUCUGGGUUGCCAUGCCAACAUGGUCGACUUACUGGUGAAGAAAGGCGCACUGGUAAAUGCAACCAACAAUCGUCUACAAACACCACUUCACAUAGCAGCAGAGCUUGGCUUCACUGAAGUGGUACAGGUGUUGGUGGGCCAUGGGGCAGACCUCUUCCUCCCUGAAAAGGGUGGACGCACAGCGCUCUACAUAGCUGCACGUGGCAGCUAUACAGCAAUAGUGGAUAUGCUCAUUACGGCCGAACGGGAGAUCAAGCACAGGAGCAAGGUCAAAGAGCAAUCAGUUACAACACUCCAGCCUGGUACCCGCCAGUUUUGCAACAGUCUUGUGGAUAUCAAGGAGGAAAGUGUGGCAAGCGACCAGCAGCAACAUUCUGGUGCUGAGAAUGCCGAGGACGGGGAACAGUUGCAGCAGCAGCGACAGCAGCAAAUGCAGCGCUUGUCCUGGACCCUGGCCAAGGAAAUGCUGAUGCCCAACGACUGGAAACAUUUGGCGCGACACUGGGGAUUCACUCCUGAACAUAUCAAGGCUAUUGAACACCAGUACACGGGUAAAUCCAGCUACAAAGAGCAUGGCUAUCGAAUGCUACUCAUCUGGUUGCAUGGCCUCCCACCAAACACAAAUCCUCUCAAGGAGCUCUUUGAGGCUUUGGUUGCCAUUGACAAGAGGGACGUUGCUGAAAAAAUACGGAAGAAGGCGGAAGAAAAUGCAUAUGGAGCCCGGCGUUUCAGCCCCAGCCGGCUCUGCCAUAUGUGCUGCCUGCUGUGACUGCCAGGCUAGUGUCACCCAGCCCUGACAACAUGUGGUCUGCGGGGAAAAAAAGAAUAACUGAAAUAGAUCUGAAAGAAGUUGGAGGAGAAUGCGUGCGGACUGCGUUGGUUCAGCCCUCGCUCGGCUGUGCCACACGCAUUGCCUGCUGUGAUCGCCAGGCGGGCGCCAGCCCCAACAAGUGCCUACACACCGCCUGUGUUCCUCCUGCUUGCUUUGUCACGAUAAAAAAUAAUGUGCCUCACAUCAUUGUUCACGGUGGAUCAAAAGGGAAGCAAGCAAGCAAACCUCUGCGUGCCAACUUGGCUAACGGUGCAGCAGCGACGAUGUUUGUUUCUUGUUGAGACAAUUUGAGAGGACCCAUGGAGAUGAAACAAGGCAAGACUACCUAUAUACACAUAUAACUGUUGUUCUUAAAGGCACGGCCAAAUGCAGAAGCUUCCAAUGCAGAUCGAGUACACCAGGUUCGGAAAAGGUUGAUGUAGAAGAGCUUGCGUGCUGCACAGCAGAUUCGUGGGGAGGGAUAGCUGAAAAAACAACUUCUGUGUUUCUCAAAACAACUUGCCUCUGCUGUGGUACGUGUUGACUGUUUUGAUGUGUAUGCAUAAAAGUUGCAAGCAGUUAACUGUGGCUUCCUCACAUGGAGUACAUCCACAGAGCUUUGAAAUUCAGCAAAAACAACUUUUAGAAAAUAAAUGGAUGCUUUCAUUGA
This is a messenger RNA of Dermacentor albipictus, 2642 nucleotides long. RefSeq names its product ankyrin repeat and death domain-containing protein 1A-like. Gene Ontology annotation, molecular function: protein binding. NCBI's taxonomy places the organism in Eukaryota, Metazoa, Arthropoda, Arachnida, Ixodida, Ixodidae. The record is from RefSeq and is a predicted model, not a curated record. Gene Ontology annotation, biological process: signal transduction.